UGAAAAAAAUGUUCUAAAAAAAUUGCUAAAUUAAAAAAUUUGUUAAAUUGAAAAAUUUGUGAAAUUUAAAAAUUUGUUAAUUUAAGAAAUUGUGUUUAAAUUUAUUAAAAAAUGAAUCCCAUACAAGAAGAAUCAGAACAACGUGUUCCCCUCAUGUUAAAUUCUUUAAAAGAUAGUAAUUCCAAUAUACCUUAUGCCGAUGACAAUAAAUCCAAUGAUAAUUCUAAUGCACCCAGUCGUAAAGUCUCUUUAAGUAGUAGACGUAAUGUUGACUUAACGUUACAAAUAGAAAAUGAUUCGAUUAUUGUUAAUAGUACUGUAGAUUCCGGUAAUAAUUCACCUAAAACUGCCUCAGAUGAAUCGACGGCGUUGGAAACUCCACCACUACCUUUGCCGCGCGGUUUACGUCGUAAUUCGAUUUCAAUGCCUUCGGGCAUAAAUGCCAUAGAAGAUUUGGAAGCUUUAAGAUUGAAACAUCAAAUGCAAGAACAAGAACCAGUACCGGAGGAGGAUAAGAGUAAUAGUCGAACGGAUAGUGUUAUUGAUGAUAUUUCCGGUUCGGUUACAUUUAGUGUACCGGAAAAAAAUGUCACAACUAUUCAGUGUGAGAAACCCGAAGAGGAGGAGAGUGAUGAUGAAUUGGAAAUACAUGGUAAAAGAAGAGAUCGUUUUCGUACCCGACGAAGAGCCUCGAUAGCCCCCUUACCGGCCUUGCGUUUGAAUGACAAAGAAAUGUUGGCUAGUGAUUUCGAUGCAUACAGUUUGGCCAGCAAUCAAGCCUCUAUAACGAGUGUUAAUUCUUUGGCCAGUUUGUUGAGAGAGAAAAUGCAAUCUUUACCCACCAUGAUACGGAAAAAGAAACGUGAAACUAAAGAUUAUAAAAUUAAAAUCUUUGUGAUUUUAAUGUUUUUUAUGGUGAUAUUUUUGAUCGGCUUUGCCUAUGUCGGCUAUCAGCGUAAAGUCUUAACCUUCUCCUAUUUCGAUAAAAUCAAAUUCAACUCCAAAGAUCGUGUUCUAAGAAUUCUCAAUCAUGAUGAGGACGAAAUUAUCUCAGGACAGUUGGGUAAAAUGAUUAAUAUGGAUACAAAACCGUUUCAUUGUCUCGAAGAUAAACGUAAACAGGAUGGCAGUGUGUGUUUGGAAUGGCAUAACAUUGCCCGACUCUAUAUGAAUUUCCAUGAUAUGGAUGUAUUUCGUUGUUACACUUUCAAUUGGCAAGCAUUAAAUGAAGACAAUUUUCCCACCGAUUGUUAUGAGUUAAAGCGAAAUAAUGGUCUUUGGUUUGGUGGUGGCAUAACGCGUAAUAUGAAUUGGUCUUUAAGUGAAAGUGAUUUCGAUUUUGCUCCCUUUUCGAGUGGUGAUGUCAAGGUGCAUCAGUUUGGUAAUGGUAUUAAGAGAUAUUUUAUAAAUUCCAUUGGUGUAGCCAUACAAGUGAGUGAUAAUACGCCGCUGCAUAUAGCAGUUAAUAAGACCACCAAUGAAUUUUGUUUGAGAGCCAAAAAUGAUGAUUAUACUUUCGUUAAUAAAUUAUCGGACUUACCAGAGUUGAAUUAUAAAAUUUGCACCACGGAGGAUAUGAAAUCAUUGCACAUGUUAAUGACACAGCAGAGUUUAUGGGAUGGUUUGAAAGAAGCCGAUAUGAAAAUAUUACAUUCCUUGAUAGAGGAACCGGUUUGGCAAAUUCCUCAUCAACCAACGGUUGGUUCAUUUAAUGAAACCACUAUAUACAAUUAUUCCGAAGAUGUUAUAGGCAUGGGUUUUAUGCGUUUGGGUCAUAUAUUGAUUAAUGAAUUCUGGCAGGAGUAUAUAGGAGAUUUUACUGUAGAUCCCAGUAGAUUCCCCACCUUAAAAGACACCAUAGAUGUUUUGCAUCGUAGAGGUUUUAAAAUCGUAUUCAGUAUACAACCUUUCAUCAGUACUGACAGUGAUAAUUUCAAAGAGGCUGUACGCAAGAAGCUAUUGAUCUAUGAAAGACAUUCCGAGAGAAGUAUACCUGCCUUAACACGCUACAAGAGUUGUUCUAGUGCGGGAGUUUUAGAUAUAACCAAUAAUGCUACGGCGGUUUGGUUGAAGGAGAAAUUGCAGAAAUUGAAACAGGAAUAUAAAGUGGAUAGUUUCUAUUUGGAUUUGGGUACAGGCUUCAAUUUGCCUCAUUACUAUCAAUGCCGCCAGUCUUUGGAUAAUCCCGAUAUGUAUGCGAAAAUAUUUACCGAAAGUUUAGAGACUAUCGGUUUCAUUGGUGUCUCUACAGCCAGCACAGUUCCUAAACCUCCUGCAUUCCUAAGUACACCACCUAUAAACUCUUCCUGGGCCGGCUUAAAUGAAGUUAUGUCCACGGUUUUAAGUUAUGGCGUCAUAGGUUAUCCUUUCGUUUUACCCGGAGCUAUAGGUGGGGAUUAUGGUUUAAAUAGGACCAUGUCGAAAAUGUUAUCAUAUUAUUCUUUGGGUCAGCCUGCUUUACCCGAACAGGAUCUCUAUAUACGUUGGCUACAACUUAUGACCUUUAUGCCUUCCAUGCAAUUCAAUCAUUUGCCCUCCGAAUACAAAAGUGAUUAUAUGACCGAAAUCGCAAAAGAAUUGACUACAAUACGACAGAAAUAUGUUAUACCUUUGCUACUGAAAUAUUUAAGUGAAUCUAUGAAUGAGGGUUUGCCUUUGGUAAGACCUUUAUGGAUGUUAGAUCCACAUGAUCCGGCCUGUUUAAGUAUAAGCGAUGAAUUCUCGGUGGGUGAAGAAAUGAUUGUGGCUCCUAUACUGGAGCAGGACAGUGAGGAAAGAGAAGUUUAUCUUCCUCAAGGCGUUUGGAAGGAUGGCAUCGAUGGCUCUUUACGCAAAGGCAGCCGUUGGAUACACAAUUAUAAAGUGGCCAAAGAGAAAAUAGCAUAUUUUAUAAAAAUGCCCGAUAAUACUAGAUUUUAGAAAUUGUGAUACACAAAUUAAUUUAAUACUAAUUUUAAUUAUUAUUAUUGUUAACAAGAUUUAUCAUUACAAAGAAUGUAUUUAUAGUUCUGUAAGCUGUUAAUAAGUAGUUAAUUAUUAUUUGUAAAAUAAUUAUAAAAUAUUGUUGAUUUAAAGAAUUAAAUAUAUAAGUGAAAAUAUAA
This is a messenger RNA of Lucilia cuprina (Australian sheep blowfly), 3101 nucleotides long. RefSeq names its product myogenesis-regulating glycosidase. The record is from RefSeq and is a predicted model, not a curated record. The coding region runs from base 112 to 2919 and encodes 935 amino acids. The transcript has 6 exons. Gene Ontology annotation, biological process: carbohydrate metabolic process. Lineage: Eukaryota; Metazoa; Arthropoda; Insecta; Diptera; Calliphoridae. Gene Ontology annotation, molecular function: hydrolase activity, hydrolyzing O-glycosyl compounds.